GACUGGACGCCGUGGUGAUUCAAGCUGCCAGGAACAGCUAGCAAAGGAGUUUGUGUGAUCUAAAUAGUCAAAAACAAAAGGAUUUUGAAGAUCUUCUUCAUCCAAAGAUGGAGCUAAGCGGUCGUAUAAGGUAUAAGUGAAUUAUUUGACAGUGUUUCUAUGGAGUAAAAAUAGUGCGUGUGAAUUUUUAAAUUGCUUUUGUCAGCCGCGGUUACGCUUGAACGAGAAUCGGUUUCAAACUUACAACUUACUGAAAUUUACUCGAAAGUUUUUUUCCCGGUGAUCUAAGACGAAUUUGGGACGGCAUACGCCAAUUCGUCCGGUUUUAGUCGUACAGUGAGUUGUGCUUGAAUUCGUCUGGUUUCAUGGGUCCCGGUGAGAAUUCAAGAGUACUGUUUGAGUAUACUGUUCCGAAUACAUCCACGUCUUUGUAAACGCGAAACCUUAACGAGCUGUGAUAAGAGAUCGAUCCAACUUUAAUCUGUCAAUUUCAUUCAUGUUGCUAAAGCUGUCAGCGCGAGUACUCAAUUGAAUAGCUAUAUAGCCUAUAUUGGGCAUUGACAUCAAUCAGACGCUGUAUUGCACAGUACACAUAUCAAAACUUGUGACUGACUGACUGAUUGUAUUGCCUAUUGGGCUCUCUUUUCUGAAAGAAAGUUCAAGAAAUGAUAGAUCCUUUCUGUGAAAUAUUGUCUACUCCGCCGUUAGCCUAGGGUAUACGAUUUUUAAAAUGCACAAACAGCAACUAAAUUUAAAUAAUUAAUCAAUAUUUUUAUAUACUGUUCUUAUAAUAAUAUCAUUGCUGGAUAUCUUCAUUUGACUGCAUUGCUCUCUGCAUCGUAGAUUUCAAGCAUGGCUCACUACAUCACUAUACAUAAAUAUGCUGACUAAAUAACUCAAUAAGUUUGAUGACUUCGUUAUAUUUUAUGUAUACAGCAACGCAUUUCGAUAGAUGAUUUAGAAUAUUUAUACAAUUAUGGCAUUUCUUAUAUAGAAUGGUCUAGAAUUGUUAUUCGUUCAUUUAAAUAUACAGACUCGCUAUACAGACUUUUAGUUUGAGUCCAAGAAAGGCUAAAAGUUUCAAGGCUAUUACUGCAUGAUCUAUAUAUACAGAAGCGGAUAGUUCCUCCCAUUUUCACAAUGACUGAUAGUGAUACAUAAAAAAGAUUCAUUUUUUCUUUUUUACUGAUUUGAAUAUAACGUGAUCGUCAGUCUUAACUGGCUUAGAGAGAUUAGAAAGUUUGCUAUUAUUAUGCCCUAUGUUCGCACAACAUUCAAAAUAUAUUGCGCAAAAAGUUUGACAACAUGUGUCAGAGAUUGAGACCAAUUAUACGAUCAGAGUUUCACAACACCGUCAGCAUCGCAACACUGUCAAUUAGCUAUAGCAACCAGCUCAGCAUGUGAUCUUUUGAUAUUAAUAGCAACUUCAAAUUUGUACUCAAACGCUCUGGAGCGAAUGUCCAAUAUCCAAAUACAUCAUGUAGACUUUGACCUGAAUAUAAGCUGGCUCAAAACACCACCAAUCAAUAUAGGUAUCAUGCACUAAGCACUAUCGUGCAGCGGUUGGUGGCCAACCCGCAGUUAUCAGAGUGAGAAAAUAAUGUUCACUAUGAUUCUUUUCAUUCCAUGUUGUAGUCUUGUAUUUGGAGGGAAAUAAAAUAUAGAAUUGAGAGGUGUAGUUUCAUUCCCUUGUUCCAAGUGUCAGCAUCUGUUACCCAGAAACGCUGACUGAAAACCAUCUAUAGCUUCUCAUUGUAUAAUCUCGAUACAAUUAAGUUAAACUUUGUAAUUCUUUUUCGAAAAUUUCUAAAACCAAUAGAUUAUUAAGUCGUUUAUAGAAACUACAUGAUAUGCUUGAGUUAUACAACCAGGCAAAUAUACAGAUUUAACAAUAAAUCCUUCGGUUAAAAUAGCAAUAUUAAGUCAGUAGGUCUAUUUAGCGAAAGUGAAAACAAUCAAUAACUAUCGUAUUAGAUUUGCGAUAAACCUGACUUGGCGUCUCAACCAGACUUUGAAAAUCCACAGCGGAAACACAGCGUUUGCUUUGUAUUACAAACGCAAACUUAUGUCUACUCGCCGCGCUUUUCACCAGACCUCAUUAUUAACUCAUGAAUAAAUAAAGUUCAAUUUUCGAUCAUUAAUAUUUAAUGCCAACACAUGCAGUAUAGUUACAGCCGACAAACUUGUCAGAUUUUUCGUUUUACACCCUAGUUAAAUGUAACAUAUAUUUCUUCAAAUUUUGUAAAGGGUUUACUUCGGUUCCCAAAAGUGGCGGAGUCCGUUUUUGGUUUUGUUCUUGUUUUGUUUUAUUGUAUUUGUUUGAGAACAACUGUUCAUAAUUUAAAUUCAUAUUGUCAGCUAAAGAACAAUCGAUAUCAGAUUCUCAUUGAAUUAUUUACCGUUGCUGUAAUGAGAUGCAAAAAUAUUAGCAUAUACUGAGUUUCUAUUUUGUCGACUACACUUAAACGGUUGUGCCUGUAUACUGACAAUUUAAAACGCUACCAAUUUCACAGAAACGCGCAAAGGGGAACUGCAGAAGUACAAAAAUGUAAGUUAAAGUUUAUUUCUUGUAAAAAAUAGUGUAGGUUUUUGGCUGAAUUGUAGAUUUUACGAAUUUAUGUGCAAAUUAACGAAAUGCUGUUCACAUGCAAUUAGGGCUUGACACUGUUGCGUUACGCAGAAGAGCAAAUAUAACUAAAAAUGCGCGUUUUUAGUGAGUUGCUACAUCACAUAUCGCUAGGAUGUGUCUUUACAGCGUAGAUAGAAUAUUUUUGUAAUUUCCGAUAAGGAUAUAACGGCGUAUCUCUUAAAGGCGUGUGUUGUCAGGUUGUAUAACGCGCUUUUAAUGAUUAAAAAGACAUCUGCUGUGCAUUCAAAAUCAUUUCUAAUCUUUCCUCAGGAAACAAUAUAGAUGUUGUGUGUAUUAUAGAUAUUUGCAAAGGCCCCAUCCUACGAUAGAUAUAUACGUAUUCUAUGCAUAAGCUGCUGUCAGAAGUACCCGCAAAAGAUUAGGGACAUUUCCGACACUUCAUCGGAGGCUUUCCUUUGUCAGAAGAUUCGCUGGGUGGGACACAAAAAUAUGUGUAUAUCGUAUCAUGCUCACCUUAAGGGUGGCCAUUGCGACCUGUUUCGUUCAAAGGGGAUAGUCAGUUGGAUGAAAUAGGCUGUGGUAUAGCCUGGCUGUAUAGUUCCCUUCCGAUGAAACAGGCUGUGGUGGGCCGGCCAUCUUUGAUGUGAACUAUACUAGCUCUAUCUAAUAUGAUAUCGAGCACGUACUCUCUAGCAUUUUCUAAACCACAAUACACUCGUGUAUAUAAUAUUCUAUAUAUAGUGCAUGUUUAUUAAAAAGUUAAGGAAAUCGCGUCUCUAUAAUAUAUUUCAGACCAGGAAAAAAGUGAAAGUUUGUCGGUAAGCAUUGGUGGAUAUGUCCACAUGUUGAAAGAGUAUGCAUAUAUAGUUGAUUGACACCCUAUAUAUCAAUUUCAAAGAAGAAACUAUAUGAUUUUUACUGAUUCAUUGUUUUGCAAAUUCCACCUGACUUGGCACACAUCAAGGUCCUAAACCUGGCCCUAAACUGCGGUAUUCGUUUCCAGAAAGUAUAAAACAGGCAGAGACUUUCAGUUGCUUCGGGAAUGGAAUGAAGAAAUAUUUAGUAAAUGAAUAGUCAUGCUUUCGUUGUUUUUCUUAAUUGUUUGUUUUGCUUUGAAUAAGCGCCAAGGAGACAUCCGCUUUAUAUGCAUGACUGCAGUUUCUGGAUGUCUCCUUGCCAUCAAUAAUAUUAUUUAUGCAGUUAUAUUUUCUUUGUAUGCUGUGCCGAUCUGUAAAAUUAAUUGUGUCUAUAAACAUUGAUUAAAUUAAAAAGUCUACGACCUAGACGGCUUCACUGUGUAAAAAUCUUUUGAACAUUUCCUAUUUCAACAGCUUGGUUACCCCCAGUGAUUGAACAAGAUAAAAGCCAUUGAAUGAUUACUUCAUUAUGCCAGAAAUUCCAUUGUCUUCACCGCGUGCACAAGUUUACAUAAACACGAACAAAAAGGACUUUCGCAGAAUUUCCACACCAAUAUCUUGAUUGGUUAUAUAUAUACUUACAACAAAUAUCAGGAUUGUUUUGGGCAACUCACUCGAUUCAACUCGAAUGUUGAAGGGUUUGUACCGUAGAUGGAAAUUUCUAGCGGUGUAAAACUGUUUAUACGUUAUCAAUAUAAUUACUCGAACUUUCCAUCCAUACAAAACCCUUAGACAUACUUCCACAAACGUCAUGAGCAUAGAUAUCUUAUAUAAACUAGAUAGCGCAUCUCUUUUAGUAAAAUUGAAGCCAAGAAUAUUCCAGCGGUUACCCCCAUUUGAAUAGAUGGCGGCCAUGUUGGUAGUUCCCACUCGCUAAUAAACGAGUUAAAAAACAACAAUAACUUUCAUCAUUUGAAUAGUUUGAAAAUGUAUUUGGAAUAGGUUUAACUUAAUGUUUAAGUUCCCUGUUUAAGAAAUAGAAAACGUACGAGUCUUCUCAUUUCAUGGGAAUAUCCUGAGUCUGCAAUCACGGCUUCAAUUUUUGAAUUGCAGAAUAAUUAGAUGCACUACCUAGUGUAUAUAAGAUAUCUAUGGCCACUUAUAUUAUUAGGCUACUUAUAUCCCAGAUAUUUAGGAACAGUUAUUAUUUUUAAACAUUUAGGAUUAUAGGAUUUGGAUUAGGGAAAGGGUUAGGGUUAAGAUUAGGGUUAGGAUUAGGGUUAUUUUAAAAUACAAAAGAAUACAAAAUUACAAAAGUCUUUAAUAGUACCCCUUCCUAAAACGUGACAGGUAUAGACAUACUUCCACAAAUGCAUACUCGCCUGAGUCAUGCAUAGAAAACCAAUCAGAAUUCAGAAUGUUCCAAAGAUUGUUCGCAUUCAGUAAAUCUAUAAAAGCUUCUCUGAUUGGCUAUAUUUUCAACCAAUCCCAGUGUUGGUAAUUAAUUUACCACUGAUCAUUGGUUCAUUGGAUUUCAGUUGUUUGAUUUGAACAAGUAUCGAACAACAACAUCACGAAGUUAAAAAGUGUCUGUUUGGUACAAAAUCCAACAGGGGGCUAAACCUGUGAUUGUGAAGCACAAGCUAUAUACAGACGCAGGUACAUAGACGCGUCACAUACUGAGCAGGACGACGCUCGAAUAUCGAAAUAAGCUGAUAAAUACAACAUAGUGCAAUACUUAAAUUUGUUUAUAUUUUGCUGUUCUUCUAAACAGGUAUGUGGUUAAGUAACUACGUAGCGUUAUUGUACAUAAACUGACUAGUGUUUUGGAGAAUUGAAUAUGUUAAAAACACGCUCGAAUAUUUAGCUACAUGUAUAAAAAGGUUCUUUAGGCCUUUUGUCUUAUGCGCUACACUAUAUAAUUAUGAAGUACAACUUUGUGAGACAGGAGUUUAUAUAUCCUUUGUAUUUCUUAUGCGGAAUGACUACGAAAAAUAUUACUCAAUUUACAACAACAAAUUACUUAUAAUGCAGAGAUCCCAAGAAUAGUGCAAACUUUCAACUUACGCUUGUUAUAGAAUGGAAAUACUGCAUGCAACGUUUCUGGCAAGUCCUUAUACUAAGUUGUAGUGCAUUUCAAGUAGAAGAAUAAUGAUUAAACACAGUUGAACCUCUAUUAAACGGACACCUUCAGGAUCUCUUGCUUAAUAGAGGUUGUAAUGACAGUGUUUUAUUAACUUCGGGACCUGAGGCUUGUGGUCCCUUUAAAAGGAUGCCCGCUUAAGAGAGGUAUCCAUUUAUAGGGGUACAACUGCAUUACCUUAUGAACUGAACGGAAAUGUACCCCAAACGACUUGUCAUCAAAUUUUUAAAGUUCCAGCUAUGCCAAUGUUUUGUACGAUUGUCAAUACGCCAAGUCAGUAGGAAAUUAAAAUGAUAUUAAUAUGUUUAAUUAUGUAUUUUUUUAUAAUUCGACACUCAAAUAAUGCAAACUGCACAAAGAGUGUUUUCAUAUGUCGCUAUAGGAGGCAAUUUAGCUGCACGUGCAAGCAUUGUUCUGCCUGUCUGACAUCUUAUGGCCAAUAUAUGCAUGACCUCUUGUUAACCGCCUCUUGUUGUCUUGACGUUUUGUAUACACAGAAUUUGAAUACAAAGAAACUGUCUAACACACGGCUGUAGAUUAUAUUUUUGCGGAGGUUGCCAAUAUUGUUGAAGCUGUCAGCCAGCAGCUCCAGGUCACAGAAUAAGGACACACAGAAGGUCGACUCAGCAAAAAAAAAGCGUAACCGCUGGGCAAUUGCUAGCAGGGCGCUUAUAUAUCUAUAUGAUAUAUAAGCGCCCUGAUUGCUAGAUAGUAUACGUUUCCGUUUUUAUAUCAAUUUUUAAAAUCAUUAAAAUAAGUUAGGGUUAGGUUAGGGUUUAGGUUAGGGUUAGGUUGGGGUUAGGGUUAGUAUUAGGGUUAUGGUUUAGUUUUGCGUUAGGAUUGUUUUUUUCUACGUUAUAAAAAUGGAAAUCUUAUUUUGAAGUAUACUAUCUAGCGAUCACCGUAACCGCUGCCAACGCCAUGAUUCGUCAUCAAAAUGCUGACGCCAUGGUCCUAGCCAGUGCGCCCUUUUGAAUAUUAUCAGGGGGAGAAUGCCUCUCACAGUCUCAAAAUCAUAGGAAAAACCAGGGAAAACCCAAGAAGUUGGUCUUCUAUGUAGUCUCUAUUCUGUGUCAAUAGCUCGCUCUAAUGCAUUCACAUGAAUUCAGUGGCGUAGCUAUUUGGUCCCGCUAUGCAAAUUUCAACUCAUUAUCUGAUUAUCAUUAUCUGAUACUCAUUAUCUGAUUAUUUGCAGAGCGGGACUGAAUCGUCGGGCUGGCUACGCCACUGACAUGAUUUAUGGAGUUGGCCUAUGACUCCAGAAUUCUGUAAUUCAACUACAUUUAGAAGUUUUUAAUUUGGGGUUCUCUAGACUAGAGACAUACAGAAAGAUGACUCAGCCAAAAAAGCUUAAACCGCCGCCACGCCCAUGAUUCGCAAUCAUUCGUCAUCAAAAUGCGUGGCGGAAGUAAUGAAGCGAAAAUUUAACAUGCAAUUAUCUUUUCAUUUCUAGUAGUGAGAGGUAUAAUCCUAUCACCGGCACUCCAGUCCCGGUAUAUCCGACCCGGCCUAAUACAUCCGCUAUUUUUGGAGGAUCCCCUGGAGCCAUUGAAUAUAUGUUCAUACCACCCAACGCUACAACCCGUCCAACCACACCCGACACUACCGAAAAACGCCGAUCCCUAAGCCGAGAAAGUCUACGACGAUCGUUUACGGCUGUUCCCGAAAGCAAACUGGAUUCCGACGAGUAUUCUUCGAUCUCUGACCUCAGCGAGUGUGGCGGCGAGGCCGAGCAUCGUGAAAGGACUAGGACAAACUCGGGAUCGUUUUCCAAAGCACGCAAGCCUAUAGCACGAAGUACGAGCUCGCGUUUACCCGUGUCCGCCUCGAAACCCACCGUGAUGAAACGAGCAAAUAGUUUUACACGCGGGACUGGUAGUUGUGUCACGCGUGGACAAGCUCGCGACUCGCGUGGAUCCACAAACAGUCAACGUGAAUCAAAUUCAACAUCCGAUUUGAGUACUCAACCACGCAGAUCUAGUGUAGGGGAAACGUCCAAAAUUCCAAGAAAAGGUGGAUCCCGGGGGCCGGGACCUCAAAUUCCUCAAUCCUCGCGCAUCCCCCUGAAACGUGCUGAUGUCAAUUCUAACGUGGCUAACCGUGAGAGGUCUGGUAAAGAGACUACUAGUAACAAACGAACUGCGCCUGCAGAUUCCAAAACCAGUGGUAUUCCUGUGAAUACUUCAAGUAAGAAAACCUCAAGUGAAUUGAAAGAACCAUCUGAGCCAGUGAUAUCUAAAGAAAGUGCGCUCAGCGGUAUUCCCGUAAAAGGCGGUAGUAAGGCCCAACAGUAUUCUGGGAGUUCAAGAAUACCCUUUGCAAAACAAGGUGGGGGUGACCCUCGGGGAAAUUUAGCGAAUAGAACUGCAGAACAAAACCAAAAUAUUGACAAAGAGAACGAAAACGCAAUGCAAGGUGGGGAAUCUACGUUGAAACGCGAAGGAACUGGGGAUGAGUUACGAGUUGGCAAAAAUGACGUCGCUAAAUCUAAACUCCCGCGAAAAUCCAGCAUACCGAGAAGUAACGUUGCAAAAACUUCUCAGCAGAAAACGAGAAACAUUUCUAAGACAGAAGUCGAAACAAAAGCAGCUAAAACAAGCCAAAUAACGAAAAACAAAACAACUUCCUUGACAGUUAACAAAAUUAAUGUUCCGAGCUACCGCAGAGAAACGUCUACCGGACCAGCGGAAGAGACGAAUACUUCAAGUACGCUACAACGAAGUGAUUCAGGUUACGGUGAUACAGAUUCGGUCAGCAGUAAAGAAGACGCGCCAGAGCCUGGAAACGAAUUUAUAUUUUCCCGCGAAAACUCGAAGUCGAAAAUUCCCAGAAUGUCUUCGAAGAGUCGAGGUGCAGCGAAGUCAAGCCGAGACGGUUCGACUUGUGACGAAAAGAAGCCGAUGGCAGAUACGAAGAAAGCCGAAAGUACAGUAGCCGAUGCGAAUGGGUUGUUAGAUGGUGCAAGGGGAAAAUUAGAAAACGAGACGCGAAAUAACAAUGAAAAAGAGAUAAAAAUGGCAGCCAGGACAUAUGAAGGCAACAAAGUUUGUUCAGAAACUGACAAAGUGUGGGUUCGUAAAAAUGAAACGAGUCAAAGAUCCAAUAUCUCGGAGAAGAAAGUUGAAAAUGUUGCUAACAAGACUAAAAGUGACAACUGUAAAACAUCGAGCAAAGAGAACCUUGUAGAUGGACUGAGAACGAGCAAGGAUGUUGUGACGUCACAAACUGAGUCACGUGGUUUAGCAAAUAAGGAAGUUGAAUUAGAGACAGACAAUGGUAAGCAGAUACGAGAUGUUUUGGACACUGGCGGUAGUGCUUGUAUACAAAAGCCUGGAAUUCAAGAUGGCGGGUCUUGCAGGAAUAUUGAUGGUUUGGUUAUGCAAAGAAAUGUUUCUUGUGGUGAUCACAAAAAAAUAUUGAACGAUGAAAAAAACAAAGGCGAAAAUAGAGAAAAUAAUAAUGUUGGUAUUAAACUGGAGGGAAUCUUUAACAAAAAGCAAGUGGAUAGUACGAUUCGAAAGCAAUCUAUAGAAACUGUAGCAAGUAUUGACAAUGAAGCUGAGAGUAAAAAUGGUGUGCAGGACAUAAAAACGAGAAAUGACGUUGAAAAGCAAGCUUCAGUAAGUUCAGAGAGGGUAGCAAGCAAAUCAGAAAAAGAGCAGGAAACUGUAGCAAGAAAAAAGCAGUCACCACGAAAACCGCCACGUUUGUCGAAACUUUUGGCCCAAAAUGAGUCUGAAAACAAGCAAGAGUUGUCUGACAUGCGGCAAGUUUGGUCAAGUAACGAAGGAAAUUUGAACAAAGAUGUUAUCUCGGGGGGAAAUGCGGUUGAGAAGCCAAGAGAUACAAGGCACGCGAGAGACUUUGGGAUGUCAAACGGUGUUGGGCUACCUCAAGAUGUGGGACAAGUCAGGGAGGUGGGGGUGGUGGACAAGGUGGACCCUUCUACAACACAAGAGGUUUCUUUGGUGGGAGGUUUGGUGGAGAAGACUGGAGGUGUGGGGGAGCCAGAUGUAGACAAGAGCGAAGAGGUGGGGCAGCUUCAAGAGGAGGGGGUUGAGAAAAAGGAGGACCCCCCUAGAAGGUCCGACAACUGUAUGCAAUGCAGAAUGGAACAAAGCAUGUUAGACGGUGAAGACAUUCCCAAAGACGAUCCAGGGUUUAGACAAUAUCCGACCUUCAUCAGCCCGAGGAAGAGUCUGAUCAUGUGCAAACAUCAUGCUAAACAGAAGGACGACAUGGACAUGCCACGUGAACAACCAGAGCUUGCAAUGACGUCAACGCCAAACACCAAUAACCAGCAAUUAAAUCUUGAGACUUUGCAACAAAAGUCUGAACCAACAGCGAAGAUUCUCAGUUUAUCCUCGGUACUAAAUAACGCUGAAAGAUUAGGUGACACACCAAGGAAUGGCUCAAGCCGCUCAGAAAACUUGAAAACCCCGAAAAAUGCAGUAAAUGCAUCCCGCCAAGUCGAGAAUAAGACUUUACCAGGUCCAAAAGGCACUCAUAGCCCGCUUUUAGCCUUAUCCCGCGACAAGAAAUUCGCCCAAAAUACAAAAACGACCGAAGACAUAAAAACUGCGUUGUCUUUAGAGUGGGAUGACACUGGGACUGAGUUAAGCCCGCCAAAUUUCUCGGACGAGGAGGAGGAGCCUGGGGGGACGUCUGGGGAUCUCGGAGACAAUAGGAGACCGAGUUUGAAACUUAUGAACACAAAUGAAGCAUUAGAUAAAUUGAAGGUUAUUCAGAGUUUGAUUAUGAAGGAAGCCGAGAGUCGAAGUCGGAAAGAGCCGGAGGAAAACGCGGGAAAACACGCUGUCGGUUCCAAGAAGACUGGAAAUGAAUUGGUAGAAAGCACGGGAAAAUACUCGAAGAACCCUGGGAACAAGGUUGGGAACCUUGGCGGGAAAGACUCAUCAUCAAAUCAAGUUUCGCCGACUUCAGAGAACGCUGGUCGAAAAGCAUCCUCGCCUACAAUCUGGGACAGAAUUACAGACAAUUCAACGAUAUCACAAGACCAGACAACAGAACUGUUGAACGAAACUUUAGCGAAACUGAAAGCCAGUCCAAAGUUGAGCAGUAAUGCUUUGGCGAGACGGACUUUAAGCUCGCGUAGUUUGCCUGGGUCGAGGGACGCGAGCAAGGAGCAGUUGCUAAGCGACGGCGAGCGACCUGUGUACGUGUACACCUCGAGUUGGAUGAACACGAGUGGGAAAAACUCGCGUGGGUCCUUGUUAAGUUUGUGCUCGAAUAACCGCUCGCUCCCGAGCUCACGGCAAAAUUUGACUAAAGAACCUGGACUGAAGCGGUCAGAAAGCGCUGCAGGACGAAUGGAAAAAGAAAACGGCAAACGACUUGAACCCAAGGAACGAAAGGAAUACAGACUUAGUGAUUUUGAUGAAAUUAAUUUAUCGGAUGAUAUGAACGAAUUUAGGAGUCAAAAAGCGACCACUCCACACCAAACGCCCGCGGUGGAUAAAAAUAUGGACGGCGAAAAACCUCGUAAAAAGUCGAAGCGUAGUAAGAAAAAGUCUAAAAAUACGGCAGCGACUACGAACAAUUUGCCAGCAUAUGGCGUCAGCAUGGAGGAUUUGGCGGAAGGAAAAACUAAAUGUCAGUGCACUGGAAACAGAUGUGUUAUCUCGUGAAUUGAAUGUUUUUUUUGAAAUAGACUUAAUCAACAUGUUUAUCACCCAAUUCACAUUUUCAACUCACAUGCCAAUCCUGGACAAAACAUCUGCGACACUUGCAAUAUCUGACCAACUUUCGUAAUAUUAUCGCGGAUUUAAAAAAUCUCCCCCACCAUUCAUUGUUGAUUGCAUUCCCAGAAUACGGUUAAAGCAAUUGUAAUACGUACAACAUUGUUGGGGGGGGGGGGGGGGACGAGUAAAUUAUUCCGGUCUAUCAGUAAAAAACAGCCACAGAGGAAUGCUUUAACUUUUAAUAGAGUGUCGCUGGUGGUUUUGACCAGGAUUGUAAUUACCACUGUUCUGAUGAUUUGAGCAUAGAAUGAAACAAAGGUAACCAAACAUUUAAAUUAUAUUAUAUGUAUGUGAGUGAAUUGAUAACUCACAUGCCUAGUUACCGUUCUGAUAAUGUAAAUUAUAUAUGUGAGUGAAUUGGGUGGAAUUAAUUCAAUAUUACGUUCGAUCCAGUUAAAUAUUCGAGGUCAGUACAAUUAUAGUUGGUUAAACAAGUUUCAAAUAUUUUGAAUUUAUUUAAAUUUGAAACGGCUGAUAUUAUCACUGGGCUUGAAAAGGGAUUAGAUUAAACGGCUAAAAUAACUAAAUACUGAAGGUUACUGUAAGCUGAAGAGUUUAUGUGCAUUGAUGGCAGGCUUUAAUAAAUAAGCGUUCAGAAAAUGAUGGUCAACUUCACUCAGAG
Paramuricea clavata is the source of this 11974-nucleotide messenger RNA. The record is from the annotation of a GenBank genome assembly. NCBI's taxonomy places the organism in Eukaryota, Metazoa, Cnidaria, Anthozoa, Malacalcyonacea, Plexauridae.